AUGAGCCAAACGGAAAAAGAAAGGACAGAAGACGACGACUUCCUGCCAUUUGAGCCACUAAAGUCAAACAACACGUGUGUUGGUGCCACGGCGAAACGCGCUGCUACCACCUCGUCUUCGCAUACCUCUUCUAAUCUUAAUGCAUUAAUCAAGCCGUUGAUCCGCUCGCGCGAAAAGCCAUUCCCAGCCCCCGCACAUGUUGCAAGUGUGCAGCGACCACCAGAAAAGCGCUCGGCUGCACGCGUUUUCCUGUCGCGUGAGCAGCAGAGUGUGUUGGAGGCAGUAGUCAAGCAAGAGAAGAGUGUGUUUUUCACGGGCUCAGCUGGCGCUGGAAAGUCGUACCUGCUAAGGCAGAUCAUCCAGGACUUGCACGUUAAAUAUAGCAAGUCGCCAGGCGCUGUUGCGAUCACAGCGUCGACUGGCAUUGCAGCGUGCAAUAUCGGGGGCAUCACGCUGCACAGCUUCAGCGGGGUGGGCGUAGGCACAGGGACACCUGACCAACUCGUGCGGACUGUGCGGCGGAAUCGACCAACUGUGACUCGAUGGAAAAAGACAGCUGUGCUUGUCAUCGACGAGGUGUCGAUGAUUGAUCCAAAGCUGUUUGAAAAACUAGACCAUGUGGCGCGUGUCAUCCGCCAGUCCAACCGGCCUUUUGGCGGCAUUCAGGUCGUCAUGUCAGGCGACUUUUUCCAGCUUCCGCCGGUGUCACCGAACGGGCAGACGAGCUUUGUGUUUGAGUCGCCCGUUUGGUCCAGUGUGAUCCAGCAAAAGUUCAACCUGACAGAGGUGUUCCGCCAGCGGGACCAGACAUUUGUGAAUAUGCUCAAUGACAUGCGGUAUGGUAAACUGGCACCAGAGACAAUACGGAUCUUUUCUCAACUAGAGCGCACACCCUCGUUGCCUGAGGGGAUCACUCCUACGGAGCUUUAUGCUCUCCGACGUGACGUGGAAAAAGCGAACCAGAUGCGUUUGGACGCAUUGCAGACAGAUAUGCGCACAUAUACAAGCAUGGAUAGCGGACAGCUGCCGCCGGACCAGCUGCAACGCACUCUUGAUAACUUCAUGGCGCCACGGCACAUGGCACUGAAGAAAGGCGCGCAAGUUAUGCUGAUCAAGAAUGUCGAUCGGGAGUUGUCGAAUGGCUCCGUCGGUACAGUGCUAGACUUUCUUGAUGAGGAUUCGUUCAAGGACCAGUAUGGGGAAGAAGAUGUGUCGGACGAGCUCUUAGCUCGUGCGGAGCGAGCGCCAGGUGCGUCUCGGACCAUGCAGCAAGAACGCACAGAGGCGCGCGCUGCACCUCGGUGGCCGCUCAUCCGCUUCCACUUGGUGAAUGGCCAUGUCCGUGACUAUCUAGCAAGGCCGGAGUCAUGGAAGAUGGAAGACCCCAACGGCAAGGUUGUUGCCUCGCGCACGCAAGUGCCGGUGAUCUUGGCCUGGGCGAUGUCGAUUCAUAAAUCACAGGGACAGACACUGCAGCACUGCCGGAUUGACCUGCGACGCGUCUUUGAAAAAGGCCAAGCAUACGUGGCACUGUCGCGAGCGACAUCUCUUGAUGGACUGCAGGUGAUUGGCUUUCAUCCCAGCAAGGUCAUGGCACAUCCCAAGGUCAUUCAGUGGAACUGUCGCGAAUUUGCUACGUAG
Malassezia globosa CBS 7966 is the source of this 1641-nucleotide messenger RNA. RefSeq lists its product as uncharacterized. The coding region runs from base 1 to 1641 and encodes 546 amino acids. The transcript has 3 exons. Gene Ontology annotation, molecular function: DNA helicase activity; ATP hydrolysis activity. Gene Ontology annotation, biological process: DNA repair; telomere maintenance. NCBI's taxonomy places the organism in Eukaryota, Fungi, Basidiomycota, Malasseziomycetes, Malasseziales, Malasseziaceae. The record is from RefSeq and is a predicted model, not a curated record.